UCCGGUCGGCCGCCUCGGCGACGGAGGCGCGGAACACGGUCCGAUCGGACCCUAUGUCCCCCGCCUCUCCCGGAACCUGAAGCUGACCAUGGAAACAACCACGAACACGAGUGGAGACGUUGGGCCGGGUCGUGGGGCGAAGGCCUCCGUGCCCGUCAGCCCACCGGUGCGCCUGCUGCAGGGGGAGGAUGCAACCGGACUGCAGAUGUCCCUCAGCCAUGUCCCGCACACGCUCAUGUACCUGUCACUAAAGAUGGAAGCCAUGUCACCGCACAGAGAGGUCCAUCUGGAGGAGGAGAUCUUGUACCAGUACCCAGCCUCAGAAGCCUCCGCCGGGCUCAGAGGCGUGAGAGGAAUCUACUUGACGCUGUGCGACAUGCUGGAAAACGUCACCGGAGGCCACAUUGUCAGUUCAACGCUCCUGCUGAACAAGCAUCUGGUGCACGUGGGCUACUGGAAGGAAGGCGACGCCCUGCUGGUCGUUGGGCUUCCUGCUGAGAGGGUUCCUUUGCUGUGCCUGCAGUCACUGGUGGGUGAUGCUGUGCGGACAUUAAGAGUCAUGUAUGGAUCCUUGGACAGGGCUUUCUGCAGGAGAGAGCGAGCGCCGGAGCUGGACCAGUUCUUCUGCGUGUUCUUCCAGCGGCUCAUCCAGCCAUCCCACCUCGGAGAUAGGUCCUCAGUGCCGCCCCCUGACAUCUCCGGGAGCAUCCUCCUCAACAGGCUGCCGGCUGUGCGGUGGCUCCCACUGCCUGCAAAAGUCAAAACAGACCUGGACUCUGUCCUCAAUGACUUUGAGGCCUCUGACUUUGGAGAAAUGUCGGAGGACUUCUUUGGCAUGAGGCGUCUCUACGGAAUCCUCGGCUCGUGUCUCUUCUACAAGUCCUACCUGAUCGCCAACCAUCUUCCCAAAGAGGACCUGCUGGACAUUUGUCUGUACAUGCAGCAUUACUGCCUGCUGCCCAUGGCGUCCCCCCAGCGGGUUGGCCAGCUGCUCAUCUGGCGGGAGGUCUUUCCCCUGGGACCUCUUCGAGGACGUCACUUCCUCCUCGUUGUGGGCCGGCGGUGCUGGAUACAGUGUGUGCUGCUGGAGGUUGGAGGGUGCGUGACACAUUCUUCUGCAUCUCCAGGACCUGACUGUGUUUACGUGGAUCAGGUCAAUGCCACAUUGUUACGAUUGGAGAUCACGGAGGAGGCUAUCGAAGAACGUCUGAGCGCCCCCGCCGCUCCACACCUGUUUUGUGCGGACUUGUUCCUGCAAGCUGGCAUUGCCCAGGCCCGCCUAGACGGCCUGGCCCUAGGCAACGGCUUGUUUGGAGAGAAGACCCGAGACUGCGGGGUUGAGGGACACGUGGACAUCGGGUCAGGUUCUUCAGCAAGGAUCCCAGGUGGCCGUCAGGACUCGCUUGAUGCGAGCGGAGGCAUCUUCAAGGCCCAGCGGAGGAAGCACUCGAACCCGUUGGACCUGGGCACAUUGAUGAAGACUCUGAGUGGGAGAGACACGGGCGAAAUAUGGAGCGCCGGUGCCGAGAACGCCGUGUUCCACUACGUGCUCAUGGAAACGGUCCAGGGAAUCUUUAUCGCGCCCACGCAGACUGAGGAGGCUCAGCUCGGCGGAUCGAUUCAUCCGUUGCUCAUCCGCAACUUUUACCGCUGCUGCCUGUCCAUUCGGGCGGUAUUGAAAGAGAACAUGCCGGUGCGAGGCCAGCGAGCGCCAGAGGGGCCUCGGGGUUCGGGCCCGGUCAAAGAGCACGGAGUCCUGUUCCAGUGCGUCCUCGAAAACUGGGCAGACCAGCGGAAACCUGCUCCCACCCUGACGUACUGGGUCAUAGGGCGAUUGUUGCUGGAGCCCGUUCCUCAAGAGUUCUACGUGUGUUUUCACGACUCGGUACCAGAGUUUCCUGUGGAGAUGGCCUUCAGACUGUCCUUCGGUUUGGCCACUUGAUUCGGUGACUCACCGGGCCCUCUUCAGAAAGUUAAAUCUCCUCACCUUUAUACCGCCUUUGCUUAACUUCACCGGUUCAAGGCGACAUCAGAAGGUGCCUCCUGUGGAACAAGAUCCAAAAGUGAGAGCAGUGCUUAAAAUGAAUUCGACUCCACUUUUUUCAACCGUCGUCACCGCGCAAGCGCUAUUAUUAAGUCUCUAAGCGUGAAACUACUAUUUCCCAAAGAUGGGACGAUGAAAAGCGCUGCGUCCAUUCAUGUGUUCUUAUCAUAUUUAUUUUAAUCGGGUUGUCUCACUUGAAUAGGAAAGUGUUUUUUUUUUUUUUUUUUUUUUUUGGGCUUUGACGUGCCGGCGCAAACCGGAGAUAAAAGUGCCGUAUUGUGGCAGUGACCAAGACUCCAAAAAAAUGUAAAACGAGCAAGCUCCCGGUAUCUUAACGCUAACGCAUAAUGGCAAAUGCCAUUGGCGGGCUAACACUUAGCAUCGGUAGUUCCGGUCAGUGGCGGGCACUCGGCUGCCGCCCCACUGCUGCUGUGUCACCUUGAAUAAGGCAAAAAUUAAAUAAUGACAAUGAAAUAUAAUAAUUAGCAAAUAUAUGUCCAGUAUCUUAAUAUUGUUUACAUCAAAUUGCACCUUGUGGCUCAAUCAUAGCCACUUUUAGUCAAUUGAAACCCCCAAAAACGACACGAUGUAAUCAUACAUUUUGGGUUUUAUUUUAUUUUUUUUUACUCCUCACCUAAAAGUGUUUCAUAAUAAUGUUUUCAACCAGAUGAUUCUGUUUUAGAACAAGAACAAAAUGUAAGGAGAGCUGCAUUUAGGUUUAUGGCUCAUUUUCAUAUGCAGCGGGUAGGGAAAGUAUUCAGACCCGCUUACAUUUUUCCACUCUUUUGUUAUAUUGCAGCCAUUUGCUCAAAUCAUUUUAAGUUCCUUUUUUCCCCCCUCAAUAAUGUACACAGAGCAGUUCUGGCGGCGUGCAAGUCCUCAAGGGUGAGUAGGGGGGGUACCAACAAUGUUUUCAAGAGUUUUGAACCCGGACCUCAAAACAUGCACACUUGGGGCUGACGUCUCUUCUGUUGGCAACGUCUUCCGUUUGUGUGCAGCGUAACGGCUAAAUGCUGCUUCGCCGUGUUUCUCGUCCACCCCCGGCCGGGGCCUUGCCACCGGGGAGCUUUUUAACCACCUCGGGGACCUCAACCCCAGAGAUAGGAGAGCCCGACCCCAGACGGUGGAAUUGAGGAGGUCUUCGAAAUAUUCUCCCAACCGACUCACAACGUCCCGAGUCGAGGUCAGCGGCGCCCCAUCCCCACUAUACGCAGCGUUGGUGGUGCGCUGCUUCCCCCUCCUGAGACGCCGGAUGGUGGACCAGAAUUUCCUCGAAGCCGUCCGGAAGUCUUUUUCCAUGGCCUCACCGAACUCCUCCCGUGCCCGAGUUUUUGCUUCAGCGACCACCAACGCUGCAUUCCGCUUGGCCAGCCGGUACCCAUCGGCUGCCUCAGGAGUCCCGCACGCCAAAAAGGACUCCUCCUUCGGGCUUGACGGGUUCAGGGAUUUCCGCCACGAUAGGCACGGACCCCCUUACGACCACAGCGCCGGUCGGCCGCCUCAGCAAUGGAGGCGGGGAACGUGGACCGCUCGCACUCGAUGUCCCCCGCCUCCUCCGGGACAUGAGCAAAGUUCUGUCGGAGAUGAGAGUUGAAACUCCUUCUGACGGGGGAUUCUGUCCACCGGGGUGAAACCCAACGUGCAGGCGCCGAGCCGGGGGACAAUAAGUAUACCCACAGCUGCUCGACGCCUCUCAGCGUGGCCAACUCCAGAGGGGAAGAAAGUCCGACCCCUCUCGAGAGUCCGACUAUAUCCGGUCGGAACUUCUCGACCUCACAAGCCAGCUGCCAGAGAGGUUACGUUCCACGUCCCCGGAGCCAGCUUCUGUAGCCAGAGAUCGGAUGGCCGAGGUCCCUGCCUUCGGCCACCGCCCAGCUCGCACUGCACCCGACCCCGAUGGCUUUUGGUACGGUACGUCAUCUUAUACUGCUGAACAGGUUGGAAACGUGGGUAGGACUAAAUGAAACAGUCCUUAAAUGGUUCAGGUCCUACCUGGAGGAAAGGAGUUAUUUUGUAACCAUCGGAAGCGUUCAAUCUCAUCGGACGGCAAUGACCGAUGGGGUCCCUCGAGGGUCAGUUCUUGGACCCCUCCUGUUCAGCCUGUAUAUGCUACGCAUGGCUCAAAUUCUUCAGAACUUUAAUUUUGACUCUCAUAACUAUGCAGAUGACACAGAGUGUCUCCAGAUGAUGACAGUUCAAUUGAGGUGUUGUCACCGUCUAAAACGGAUAAAUAACUGGAUGAGCCGACAUUUUCUUCAAUUAAACCACAACAAAACUGAGAUAACACGAGCUGUUCGGUCCCUGUACGACCGGUGUCAGAGCUUGGUCCGCAGUAAGUCGGGGUUGGACUCCGCCGAAGCUGCCCUUUGUCACCGAUUCUGUUCCUAACUUUUAUGGACAGAAUUUCAAGGCGUAGAGGGGGUCCGGUUUGGUGGCCUCAGAAUCGCAUCUCUGCUUUUUGCAGACGACGUGGUUCCGUUGGCUUCAUCAAGCCGUGACCUCCAACUCUCACCGGAGCGGUUCGCAGCCGAGCGCGAAGCGGCCGGGAUGAGAAUCGGCACCUCCAAAUCCGAGACCGUGGUCCUCGGUCGGAAAAGGGUGGCGUGCCCUCUCCGGGUCGGGGAUGAGAUCCUGUCCCGAGCGGAGGAGUUCAAGUAUCACUCGGGGUCUUGUUCACGAGAGAGGGAAGAACGGAACGGGAGAUCGACAGGCGGAUCGGUGCGGCGUCUUCAGCGAUGCGGACUUUGUAUCGAUCCGUUGUGGUAAAGAAGGAGCCGAGCCGAAAGGCGAAGCGCUCGAUUUACCGGUCGAUCUGCGUUCCUCCCCUCGCCUACGGUCACGAGCUGCGGGUCGUGACCCGAAGAACGAGAUCCCGGAUACGAGCGGCCGAAAUGAGUUUCCUCCGCAGGGUGUCCGGGCUCUCCCUUCGAGAUAGGGCGAGAAGCUCGGUCAUCCGGGAGGAUCUCAGAGGAGAGCCGCUGCCCAAAAUGAGAGGCUGCACAGCAAUUUCAGGGACACAUACUAUUAUGAAAAUAGAAUAUACAUGAUCAAAAUGACUUGUUUUAACACAUAGAGAGAACAGUGUGUGGGACAUGCCAAAAUCACACACAGCCAAAGGGGGAAAAAAUGGUAUAAAAUGAAGAAAACCCAUUUUAAGAGAAAUAUUAUUGGACUGAUGUGUGUGCAAAUGUGUGGUCACUUAUAAUCAGAGCACAGUUGAAUUAUUCUGCUCCAUUUUCAUGAUGACUGAGCGAUUCUGAUGAGGACACCAAAGGCACCUUAUCAUGAUAUUGACUCAAAUAUAAAAAAUUUAAAAAAAAUGGUGUAUGUUCCACGAUUAAAGGUGCAUGCAAUAGACUUUCUUCUCAUGUUCAUUUCUUGCAAAAAUGAGACUUCAGAAAUAAAUGACGAAUACGGAGUUACUUUUCAAACACUCUAUUUCUAGCGCCACAGUUCUUAAAAACUAUCCACACAAGUCAGUAAGUGUGUGAAAUGGGGGGGAAAAGAAAAAGAAAAGAGCGCUCAUUAAAGGUGAAGGCAAACUUUGCAGUUAGCUGUGGCGAAACCCCUCUCCUCACUUGCAUGCCUUCCACCUUGUGAUACAAUGAUGCGCUUUCGGGAUCAAACUCACCAAGCAGCCUCUCCCCACAUUCAAAUUGGAAUCCUGAAAAAUAAUAGCAACUUUUCACAAGUGUUCCUGUCAUCUGAUUGUUCUUUUCAGUGACUCGAAAGCAAACUUUUAGAGUCACCUUUUGGCUCAGGGGCCACAUUGCUUUUUUGUAUUUUUGUUUUACUACGCUGUCUGCUGCCAGGUAGAUCUUAGAACUGCCUGCCAUGGAUAAAUGAAGGUUAAAAUAAAAAUGAAUGAAAUGCACACUCAAGUAUUUUGAUGAAACUUGA
Messenger RNA from Phycodurus eques (leafy seadragon), 5944 nucleotides. It is a transcript of the gene intu, whose product is annotated as inturned planar cell polarity protein. Gene Ontology annotation, cellular component: cytoplasm; cilium. Gene Ontology annotation, biological process: cilium assembly; nervous system development; vesicle-mediated transport. Bases 89 to 1942 code for a protein of 617 amino acids. The transcript has 15 exons. The record is from RefSeq and is a predicted model, not a curated record. NCBI's taxonomy places the organism in Eukaryota, Metazoa, Chordata, Actinopteri, Syngnathiformes, Syngnathidae.